Tetranychus urticae (two-spotted spider mite) is the source of this 2412-nucleotide messenger RNA. RefSeq lists its product as uncharacterized. The record is from RefSeq and is a predicted model, not a curated record. Gene Ontology annotation, molecular function: RNA polymerase II cis-regulatory region sequence-specific DNA binding; DNA-binding transcription factor activity, RNA polymerase II-specific. Gene Ontology annotation, biological process: anterior/posterior pattern specification; positive regulation of transcription by RNA polymerase II. Gene Ontology annotation, cellular component: nucleus; nucleoplasm. Lineage: Eukaryota; Metazoa; Arthropoda; Arachnida; Trombidiformes; Tetranychidae.
AGGUCCAUUCGUUGAUAUAACAUUAUAGUGAUAAAGACAUGGAAUAAUGUAAAAAUUAAAAAUUGUUCAAUUAAACGCACUGAUUGGGCGAAUAAAGUUUCCUGUGAUUUCAUUCAAUCUUGUUUCCUUUCAAUCCUUUACCAUUCCGAUCAACUUGUAACAUCAAAGUGCUGGAAUCUCAACACCUUUACUUCAACAACAUUCAAGUGUGCUUCAUAGCUGUGAUUAACAGGAUCAUUUCAACAUUCAUUGAUUAAUCCAACAUGAUAACCAUUGACCUGACCAUGUCCAUCUUUAACCAAAAGGUUUCAUGCUGUUGUUCAUCUUCUCUGUCUUCACGGCUCUUUCGACCUUUCCUUACUUUCUGGUUGGCUUAUUCCUUGUCACAUGUUACAUGAACGAGGCUGCGUGAUGUAACCUUGUCUUCCAGUCUUCCUUGAUAUAGAGGAAAGAGAAGAAGAAAGAGGAAAAAAGAAAACAAAGUGGGUGGAGCGAGAAGAGAUAUGAUGAUAAUGUGUUUGCAGCAAAAUGUUGAGUAUGAGUUGAAAGAGAGGCGAACAAAAAGUGAAAGAAGCAGAAGAAGAAAAAAAAUAGUAAAGAAAAAGGAAAGACUCGGAGAGAAGAGAGAGAGAGAGAGAUGAGAGUGAGAGUGAGAGCUACAUAAGGGAAGAGUUUUUGGGGAGAAGAGUGAGUGGAAGAGGAGAGAGAGAGAGAGAAGACAAGGGAGAGGGAAAGAUCGAGAGAGAGAGAGAGAGAUACAGCUUAGCUCAAAAUUAUUUCUUUGCCAUCCAAUUGAAGUAUAAAAUUAAUGAGUAUUGCCAUGAGUUCGUUUGUGAUGAACCCAGCGGCAUAUACGGCUGCUGCAGCCGCGGAGGAUGCUGCGAGUGGCGGCUAUUCAAGUUACUAUGAUGUUACGGGAAGUUCAUCUGGACUUGGUGGUGGUGGUGGUGGAGGUGGAAGUGUAAGUGUAAGUUCCAACAGUUCAAAUGUCAACACUUUUGGAUUCAAUCAUCAUUCCUCUUCCCAUCAUUCAUUCAAUCAUCACCAAAGUACACCGAUUCCCGGUUAUCAUACUCAUGUCAACGAUUCCCUUUCCAACUAUGGAUCACCUCACCAUCCGCACCAUCUCAACCAUUCUCAACAUUCCCUGCAAAAUCAUCUUCAAUCGCACCAUCAACACUUGACUCACCAUUCACCUGGACACCAUUCAUCGCCCCUUCACCCUCACCAUCCUCAUCAACAAUAUUAUGGAACCCAAAGUGUUCCCGGUGCUGGUCCCAUGGGAUCACUUGGUCAAAAUGUUUCACUUGGUUCAACCGAUUCUUCCCUUGAACCUUCACCAGGAAUUUUAACUCAUCCUCAUCACCUUUUAGCUACUUCAUCUGGUCUCCUAUCACACCAUCAUCAUCCCAAUGUUUCAUCACCUUCGCCCUCACCUAGUCAUCAACAGCAGCAACAACAACAAUCAUCUUCAUCUCUUCAUCAAACUGGAUCAAAUCAUCAACAAUUAGAUGUUAAAUCUAAUCUAUUAGACAUUCAAUCAAUGAGUGAUCCUCCCUCUCCACCGGACUGUGCAAUCUCAGGGAACAGCGGAAGUAAUUCAGGUGCUUCAGGUACUGGUCAACCCGUCAUCUAUCCUUGGAUGAAAAAAGCUCAUGUAAACCAAAGCAGUGAAAGUAGUAAUGUAUUUCGCACAGUUCAAAAUGGAAACAACUUUACCGGAAUGGAACCCAAAAGACAGCGAACAGCUUAUACUCGUCAUCAGAUCUUAGAACUGGAAAAAGAGUUCCAUUAUAAUCGUUAUUUAACUCGUCGUCGUCGCAUUGAAAUUGCUCAUUCCUUGCUUCUCAGUGAAAGACAGAUAAAAAUAUGGUUCCAGAAUAGGCGAAUGAAGUGGAAAAAGGACAAUAAACUGCCCAACACUAAAAAUGUAAAGAAAAAAAAUCAAGCCAACAACAACAAUAAUAAUAACACAACCAACAACUCAACCAGCAACAGCAAUAAUAACAAUAAUAAUAAUAAUACAUCAUCCAACAAUACUUCAUCAUCAAAUGCCAACAAUAAUCAUGGAAACAAUGUACCAGGAUCUCAUGACCUAAAUAGUUCAAUAUCUUCAAUGACCAUUAGCGGUACCAAUGGACCUGUACUACCAACCGUUGAACCUAAAACUGAAGCAGCAGCAUAUGGAUUAACCGAAUUGUAAAACUAAAUCACAAAUAAAAAACUCAAAACUCGUAAACCCGAACAUGAGUUAUGUUAUCAUUAUACUUUCCUCUCUCACUAUUUCACUCCUUUUUUCUCUCUCUCAUUAUUUCUCUCUUUUCUCUCUCUCCCUCUUAAUCUCUCUCUCUUUCUCACUCACUCUCAUUGUGAAUAAAUAUGAGUUUUGAAACAUAACUUUUAUAGUGAAAA